Messenger RNA from Zychaea mexicana, 4800 nucleotides. RefSeq lists its product as uncharacterized. The transcript has 17 exons. NCBI's taxonomy places the organism in Eukaryota, Fungi, Mucoromycota, Mucoromycetes, Mucorales, Lichtheimiaceae. The coding region runs from base 26 to 4729 and encodes 1567 amino acids. Gene Ontology annotation, molecular function: nucleotide binding. The record is from RefSeq and is a predicted model, not a curated record.
CAAAAGGGAAGGCAGAGCACUUCAAAUGACGACUGAUGGUGCAACCAGAUCUGCUUCAACAUUACACCCUUCACCGUCGUCAACCUCUGCACAAUCGAUGAACUCUACGUCGUCGCAAACGCCACUAAACCGACAAGCGGACGAUGGUGGCGAAUCGAGCAGCAGAAGAGCAAUUCCAGAAGAGAACACUACUUAUUUUUUAUUAGAUAUAAACGACGGCGAUAAUAACAAUAACAAUAUUGUUAAAGACAAUAAUGACGUCGAUUGUGACGACGCUACUGCCAAUGAUGCUGAACAAUUGCAACAGCAACAACGACGACGGCGUGGACGAUCUGGCAGUAACUCUCGGCGGUCAGUAACGAGAAGCACCAGUUGUAGUAGUAGUAGUAGCAGCUCUUCCUCAGGUUCGAGCGUCUCAGCACAAGUGGUUAUCGAUCACGGCAAUUCUUUACCACGACGAUUGGAUAAACGAAUCGCACGCCGAUUAGUACGAUCAGACAAUGAGGAAUCUGAAAGUGACUAUGCCUACAGUUAUACACCACGUCCAGAAGCGGGUGGAGCGGAAGAAAAUGUCACACAUCCAUGUUCACAAGGAGAAGACGCGGAAGGAGCAACACAACCUGUAUCGCCGACGGAUCGAGAGGAUGAUGGUAUCCACCACCACCACCACCGUCAGCAUCAUCAUCAUCACCACCAUCAGCGCAAACUUGACAACUCCACGCACGAAGGCAAGCCGCCCCAAGGCAUGACUGUGUAUACGGAGGAAGAUGAUGAGUUGAUGGAAGAGGUGCCUAGCUGGGGUGAUCACGAACGGAUACGACGGCAUGAAGAAGAUGAAGAAGAAGGGUUGCAGGAAAAUAGCCCCUAUGACGGUGGAGACGAAGGCCGUGCACAACGACAUCAUCAUCAACGGAAACCAAAGAAACGGAUUAAUCGGCUUCGCCAAGAAGAUCUACACUCACAUUCAUGGAGUCGUCGAGAAAGCCAACAAAAUGUUCGACGAUCCGGUUUGACGAGCGAAGAGGCAUUACAGAAACUGCUGUUUGUUGCAAACCAGAUAUUGGAAGAAAAGCGAACCCAAAUUGCCAAGAAAAUAUCUGUGAUGGACUGGCUGCUUCGCCCGUGGACCCUACUUGGGCUACUAACGGGUUUCGCACUCUUGGUUUUCUAUAUUGCCGGAUACUUCGUGAGCGAUCCAUAUCAGUUCCGGCUGACAGGUGCACUUGUAGAAUCCCUGCUUGUAUUGGCCAUGGUAGGCUGGAACGGAUUCCUGUACCAGCGCGAACAAAAGAUGACCUUGUACGAGAUGAUAAAUCGAGCAACGACUAUUAUCGAAGCAUUGGAUCGCAGUGGCAUGAAUAUGGUGCAGGAUACGCGGAUACCUUUUAUUCCUAAUAUGUCGGUAGCGAGGGUAGUCCGUGACGGUGUCGUGCGUAUAUUCCCCGUAAAUCUGCUGGUCGAGGGCGAUGUCGUUGAAAUGCUCUAUGGAGACGUCGCACCGGGUCGCAUGAAGUACAUUCACAAACCUGGCGGUUCCGUGAACGAUUCGGACAGCCAACAGCAACAACAACACGCCGAAAUAUCGUCCAAAGAAGAAGGAUACCCAUUACAAACAAGAGAAUACUACUUGGCUAAAGACCAGAUCUUCAAAUCGUCGUUUUUCGGUAUACCACCACCCAUGGGUCUUAUGGACGAAUAUUUGCGAGCACGCGGACGACAUCAAUUUCUGCUGUUGGAGACGCCGCUCGAAAAGAACAUGCGCACGGCACUUGUUCAAAAGCGUCCGGACACAGUUCUGACAGAAGAAGCUCGCAAGCUUGAACGUGUAUUUUAUCACUAUAUCGUUUGGAUUGUGAUUGGCAUUGAAUUUGUUAUCAACCUGCUUCGAUUUGGACUCAGGGACAAACUCGUCAAUGGCUUUGCUACAGAUCAGUUGCUCGAAUUGAUGACCGUUAUUCCAUUCUACUCGAUCUUACCGCUGUUGCCGUUUUGUCUUCCAAGCUUGUGGCUGGUUGCUAGAAGUUUUGGGAAUGCUCAGCUGCUGAUCUUGUUUGAGGCGCUUCAGAUAUCCAAGACCGAGUAUGAGGAUGAUGAUGAAGACGACGAGUUUGAUACAGAGGCACCACCUCCAACAAAAGAUGUCGAAUUGAGUCCCAAUGUUGUAUGGGAUCGAUUUUGCUCGCUUUUGAUCAAACGAGAUCGACUGUCGCUAACAAGAUCAAUCAAUUUGUUGGAGUCGCUCGGAAGCACUACAGUCAUCUGUUGUUUGGAUAGAGAAGGAACCAUUGCAAACCCUUUUCCUACCGUAGAGCAACUGAUGUUUCCUGACAAAGAAGAUAUACGCUAUCUGGACGUAACGGAGGAUUCGGAUGAGGAAUAUGGACUCAAGUUUGAGGACCAAGACUGGGAGCAAUAUCUUGCCUCUUUAAAACCAGUAGGGUUGAAUUUUAUGUUGAAUACCAACUGUGGUGUGCUCCAGGGAAGGAAACGAUCAGAGUAUCAUCGUCGUCGCUCGAAACUGCACGUCUAUGGUCGAACUUCACCAGCACGACAGACCUGUUUAUGUCGACUGGGCAAGUGCAUUGGUUUUAAAGAAGAAGCACUUGAUUCGUUCGCACUGAGAGCUGAAAUCUAUACAUUUGCUCCAUAUCAUGAAAUGCUCAGUGCAGCACGCUACGAGUACAGUCAAUAUUAUCAGUUCGAAGUGCCCAAUGCAUUAUCUACUGUUUUCGAAGAAAAGACUUCAGGAAGCUACCAGCUUUUGACAGAUGGACAUCCUUCACUUGUGCUAGACAAGUGUUCUGAUUACUGGGACGGCAAUGGCUUACAGACCAUGUGCCAUACGAUGGAGAAAAAAGUUAGCGACUUUUUCCAAAAUGCCAUGGUACACGACAUGCAAUGUAUUGCUUAUGCCUAUCGCCCAAUCAACACGACGCACGGACACCGUAUCCCAUUUCUGAACCCUAUUGUUGAAGAUGCCGAAGAGCCCGGCUGUGCGUUCGUGGUCUUACCUUUUAAACCACCUAGCUCAGAUAGUUCGAGUACAGCAAGCAGCAGCAGCAGCAGUAGUAGUAGUCAAAAUAGUGUAAACGAAACGGCACCACAGACUGGAUCGCCAUCACUAUCGUUUACUGGCAUACCGUUAUCGAUUGAAAGUGGUGCGGAGGCAGAGCCAUCAUCAUUGCCAAAAAAACACCGACGCCGUUCCUCCAAAACUACAGCGGAAUCUUCAGGCAGUGAAAGUACAAGCGAUUACUCGUUUGAAGAAGAUGAGCCUGUGGACGAGCAGGAAGAGGAAAUGUUUUACAAGGAAGUUGUCAAAGGCCAGAUUUUCUUGGGAAUGACAGCCAUGUGCCAUCAACCGAAACAAAAUGUUGUGGACUUUAUCGAGGAUUUGGGUCUAGCAGGGAUUCGUUUCGUCAACUUUUCUCCUACGGCAGAACGCGAAUCGAAAGCAUUUGCCGAGAGAUUGGGACUUGAAACCGACUGGAACAGCUGCAUACUGCUCUCAAGUCCUGACGAUGAAAACUGCGGCAAUGGAUACCUUCAGUCGCACGACAUUAAAGCCCAGCUUCCGCGAGGUAUCGACCAGAUCCGACAUCAUCUUGAAGAUGUGGAUGAUAUUCCGCUUCAUGUCUCGCUGUUUGCAGAGUGUACGCCCCGAGCAAUCAAGGAGAUGAUCCGUAUUUUCCAAGAGUAUGGCGAAGUGGUAUGCUGUAUUGGCAACGCAUUGAACGCAAAAAACACGGAAUCGUUUGCAUUGGCGGACAUGAGUAUUGCCAUGGAACCCAUGCACACCCGCGCUCAAACCAAAGGACGUUUAUCACUGAGUGGACGACAGCCGCCCUUGGCCGUAGGUGCUUCCCUGGUCAGUCUCCCGUGUGGACUUUUCAUGCAAUAUGAAACAAGCUUGUACGCCGUAACACAAAUGAUUCGUGAUGCACGAAGAUUGAUGAGCUGUAUUAGAAUGGGAUUCGCAUUCUAUGUAGGCACCUGCAUGUCGCUGACGUUGAUGCAAAUUUUGUGCUCUUGCAUGUUACUACCGUCGCCAAUAACCGGCUACCAAAUUUUGUGGAUCAUGUGGAUCAUCUUGCCAAUUCUUUCCUUAUCGAUGCUAUUUACCCCGCACGAUGACAACAUUAUGCUCCUGAUGCCUGGUAAAAACAUCGAGCAUUUGACUGGCCUUGUACGUUUCAUGGUCUAUUUCUUGCUACGUUUUUUACCGCUCAUAAUAAUAUGUAUAAUUAUUUACACCAUGACACUUAUUUAUUCUCUGGGCAUCCCUGCAUCACAAGCGUUCGGAGGUCUAGGCAGCAGUGAUCGAGGAGGAUGGUUGCAUUGGACGCGCGAAGAACAGUGGGCAGUCCUGUAUGCCCAGAACUUGAUGCUUAUUUCCUUCGUCUGGUGCUUAGCGUGGAUGUCUCCAUCCUUCUUGCACCGCACAUUCUCGCUCUACCACUCGAUACCUUUCAAAAACAAGGUAUGGGUAGGUGCAUUCUUCAUAGUGAUCGCACUACAGUUUGUCUUUUGUGCCGUCUCGCUUGUGCAUGGCCCUUUCCAACUGGCAUCCAUUCCUUGGUAUGUCUAUUUUCUUGGGCUCAUUUGGCCUGUCAUUGCAGUGCCUGUACAGGAGCUCGUCAAGAUGCAUGACGACAAGGAGUUUACCAGGUUCCAGAAACGAUCCAAGCUGGAGUUCAGUACAAAGCUUGGCAUGCAUUCGCCACUUUAAAAAGUCUAUAGUUUUAAUUGCCACCUUAAUAAAUUUUGCACUCAUUUUUACCCCACACCAAGAGAAUGGUA